Molecule: messenger RNA, 1920 nt
Organism: Tribolium castaneum (red flour beetle)
Lineage: Eukaryota; Metazoa; Arthropoda; Insecta; Coleoptera; Tenebrionidae
Exons: 9
Coding region: 5-1843 (612 amino acids)
Biological process (GO): sensory perception of smell; detection of chemical stimulus involved in sensory perception of smell
Cellular component (GO): plasma membrane
Molecular function (GO): olfactory receptor activity; odorant binding
Source: RefSeq, a predicted model, not a curated record
UGCGAUGAUUUCGCCCCGAAAAUUGCUCAUAAGCUCGGUGACCUGCCUCCAGCUCAAAACCUCGUUCAUAUGGCCGCCGAAAAACGAAGAAAUGACCCCAUCUCGCUGGUUCUACAUUAAACUAGCCGUGUUGUUGACCGUGUCUGUCAUAAUACUGUAUGUGCCAGUUUGCAUUCACAUCCACAAGCUCUUCGAACGUGAUUUAGACGCGAGUGAAGACUUCGCGCUCAUGUUCUCAUACUAUGGGUUUCUCUCAACCAUGAUAUUUUACUCGAAAAACCACAAGAAAAUCUGCGGCCUUAUCUACAAUCUUUGUAGUUUUGAGGAGUUCGGCAAACCGCCGCAGUUCGACGAGUUGAACCAGAGGCUGGAUUUUUACUCAAAACUGGCGUCUGGGUACACGAUUAUAGGCAUGGCUGUGUACAUCGGCAUGAAAAUUUAUAAAAUACCGGACUGUAAGGCGGAAAGAGGGGCGAUUCAAGUCUGUGGACUGACGGUACCACUGUGGACGCCCUGGACUGUCGAUACUUUUUGGUCCUACAUUGCACACCUUAUAGUGACGCUUUUUUACUCGAUGGUUUUCACUCGAGCUACUUUGUUUUACUCGGUUCAAGUUCUAGAAAUUGCACUAAAUCUUGAGUUACGGAUUCACCAUCUUAAACUGUGUAUUGUACAAACUUUCGACGAUCUUAAAUUAAAUCGGGGCCGACUUGUGAGAUGCAUACGCUACCACGAAAAAAUUUUAAAGCUGUGUGAACAAUUCAACGAGGCCUAUUACUGGACCGCGUUCAGUCACAUUGUCUGCUCCGUUUUGGCGUGUGCCUGCGUGGCACAUCAGGCCGUCAACCAAGAUGUGUUAGCUGUUUUGCAUUACAUAGGCUGGAUUAUGUCCAUUUUUGUGGUUUGCUGGGCCGGUCAGAUUCUCACAGACUCGAGCGUUACGGUAGCUGAUGCCUGUUUUGGAUCAAACUGGCUCAGAGCGUGUCCCCGACUACGGCGAGAUUUAUCAUUCAUGAUGAGACGGAGCCAGAAGUGCGUCGAGUUGAGGGCAGGGCCGUUCAACGUCUUGUGUUUUUCUCUGUUCGUCUCUGUUAAUUGCCUAUUUUUUGAGCCCAUUAUCACCAAACACAUCUGCGAGCGCCAAAACGCCGCCAGACACUUUGACGAUAUUUGCGGUCUAGUCACCAACUCGUGGAUGCCGUUUGAUAUAAAAAAAUUUCCAAACAAGCAACUUUUCUACCUCUGGCAGACCUAUUCAGUUUACUGGACUUACGAAGGCUCCGCGGCCAUUUCCUACCUGAUUGUGGCGACAAUGGAGCACGUUUUGAUGAGAAUUUGGCAUCUGCAAGGCAUGAUCCAGGAGGCUAUAAACACGGAAGACGCCCAGGUGCGCAAAAGCCGGCUGGACAAGUGCUUGGAAUAUCACAAUCACGUUUUUCUUCUCGCAGCUGAUGUUGACCGAAUUUACCAGAGGUCGCUUUUUGUGCAUGUCCUUUUUUCAGGCGUUCUUUUCGGUAUUAUGGGGUUCAGUAUUUUGACUGUGGGGAUUUCGGUUAAGACGUUGAGUUUGUUUGUGGUUUGGGUUUGUGCUGCGAUUUUUUCCAGCUUGUCGGCGCAAAGGCUUUAUGAUGGGUCUAUUGCAAUUGGUGAGGAGGUGUACAACAGUAAAUGGUAUGAUAGAGACUACAAGUUUCAAAGGGACUUGAUUACUAUCAUGAAGAGGACGCAGAAACCGAUCACUAUACAUGCUGGACCUUUUGCCGAAAUAUCUAAUGUUUUUAUUUUAACGAUUUUCAAAACGGCGUAUUCUUAUCUCACACUUCUGAAAGCUUCAAAUAAUUAAGGAUGAAUAUUUAUUUGUGUUUUUGUAACAAAAUAUUGUUUUCACUGGCUGUUCGAGAUCUCUGCACAAUAAAGAGC